Molecule: messenger RNA, 1571 nt
Organism: Anopheles bellator
Lineage: Eukaryota; Metazoa; Arthropoda; Insecta; Diptera; Culicidae
Product: zinc finger protein 271-like
Exons: 2
Coding region: 53-1501 (482 amino acids)
Biological process (GO): regulation of DNA-templated transcription
Cellular component (GO): nucleus
Molecular function (GO): DNA-binding transcription factor activity, RNA polymerase II-specific; RNA polymerase II cis-regulatory region sequence-specific DNA binding; zinc ion binding
Source: RefSeq, a predicted model, not a curated record
UUGAUUGAGUAUUUUCGCUAUUUUGCUAAACUGUUUUAUCUGUUCACCAACCAUGAGUGUCUGCCGAGGGUGCAUGCGGAAGGAUCCGGACGUUUUGCUGUCUUUUAACGUGGCGAUUGAGGAGGUACCCCUCGAGAAAAUGUUCACUUGUCUAACCGGAAUCCGUGUUUCGCGGGAAUGCGACUUACCGCGCUAUAUUUGCCAGCAGUGCGCCGAUGGGCUAGCGGAAUCGUACAAACUUCGCUCGAAAUUUCUUCUAUCCGACAGACAACUUCGAUCGCUGCCUACACAAGAACAACAAAGCAUUAGUUUCGCCUCGGAGGCUAUUGAAGAAGUGGACGUGCUGGAGUAUUCCGAUCACCCGCCGGAAGAAGACGAGAUAGAGGAUGAGGAGGAAACUAUUGGUUCAAACUACUUACUGGAAGACGAGGAGAAGUCUUCCACUACCAGGAUUGCUGAUGAAAUGGUCACAGAACAACGACGGUUUACGAAGGAAAUUAAAAUCGAACCUCUAAUGGGUUGCACGGUAAAGGAACAGCAGAAGCUGGAAAGCGGUUUUACUAAAGAAGAAGUGCUUUCAGAAGAAGAAUACUUGAUUGAUGAAGAUACACCGUGUGAAGGCACCGAAAAUGUCGAAAAUGGGACCGAAAAUGCCGAGUUUGAAUCGAUAGAGCAAUCAAAACCAUCAAUCGAAAGCAAACUUCCUGGGCAUUCAGAGGUGAUGUGCUGCAAUUGCCCGGAUGUGGUGUUUGCCAGCAAGGACGAUCUUUGGCAACAUUCGGAAAAGGUGCAUAAAAAAGAGCGCUUCAGUAAACACGUGCUUCCGUAUGAGUGCGACGUAUGCUACAAGCGCUUCCUCACCCAUGCUGCACUUUUCAAACACCAAUCGUAUCCGUACCGAGUGAAAAAGUACGCGUGCAAACUAUGUGAGGCCCGAUUUCACAGUCGAAGCGCCGUGCUGAACCACGAAAAAUCGACUCACAUUAGAACGCGUUCGUACGUGUGCAAUGUAUGCCAGAAAGCUUUCUUCACCCAACCGACGCUGCUCUGUCACCAGGUAAUGCAUCGCGAAAAGCAGUUCCAGUGCUCGGUUUGCGAUAAACAGUUUUUCCGUAAGACCGAUAUGCUUGCGCACUUGCAAACGACACAUAGCGACGAGCGUCCGUUUUCGUGCGAUAUCUGCCCGAAUCGCUUCAAAACGAAGCCGCAUUUGCAACAGCAUCGUCUCGUGCACUCCGGAAGUCGGCCGAUCAAGUGCAAGUAUUGUGACAAAGGUUUCCAAACCUACAGCGACCGGAAGGUACAUCAGUUGAAGCACGAGAACCUCGACAGUUUCGUGUGCAAGUACUGCAGCAAAGUUUACCAGCGCAACUACAAGCUACAAGUCCAUGUGCGCAAACACCACACGGGCGAACGGCCGUUCGAAUGUGAGUGCUGUGAGAAGAAAUUUGUCCAACGCUGGGAACUGAGGAAACACUACCAGAAGAUGCAUCAAGCGUAGGGUACGACUAAACAGGCGACUGAAGCUGUCACAAAACCGGAGGAUACAAGACCCGACGAAGUCUGAUAUU